AUGGAUAACUUGGAGCAUAUAGCGAACUCUUCCUCCAGCAAUGAUCUGACUCAACUCUCAGAGAAGGCUCCUAAGGACACCGCCCCUCAUUUGAACCCGUGGAAAGUCGCCGCUGCACAACAGACUUCUACUUCCACUACUACUAUGAAGCAAGAUACUUCCUCUGCCGCUGCUGCUGCUGCUGCCGCUACAUCAACGUCAACGGCGAUGGAUCCCUCUUCUUCUUCUGAGGAAACAAACCUCAAUACUGGGGACUCUAUCAUUCCAAAUACACCGGAUGAGAAACAACAUCAUGAACAGGAGAAUAACGCUAUGAAGGCUACGACAAAUUUUAAUAACAAGAUAAGAAGGAGAAGAUCGCUAUCGUUACCUUCCAUAUUGCAUCAUACCCAUCCACCGCUAGGGUAUGCUCCCAAGAACUAUAAUCAUGUGAAGAGACUCGGUUCUUUAAGAAAUAAUAAUAAUAUUAACCCUCAGGGAAAAAAUCUUAUAUUUCGACGUAAGGAGAAAAAACAUAUACAAAAGCAAACUGAUUUGACUUUAAUACCAUUAUCGGGAACAAAUACGAAAUUUAUGCAACCCACUGAUUUAUCAAAUCUUAAAGUAAAGAAAAAUAUUGGAACCAUUAUGGAACCUCCCUUGAGACCACAACCGAAAAAUCAUCUACUUUUGCCACCAAUUAAUCCAAGUUUCUUAAGAGAAUUGGAUUUGAAAGAUAUGAUUACAAAUGCUCAAUUGAGACAUGAUAUAAUUUUUGAUCCAUCUUUAAAAUUUAAACAAAAUUAUGAUGAUAAAUAUGGUUCCAAGAGAAAGGCAAGAACUGAUGCAUAUUGGGAUUUAAUUAAAACGGAACUAAUAAUUAAUACUCGUAAUAAUAAUAAAAAAAAUCAAAUCCAUCAUAAUCAUAUCCCAAAUAUUCAUUCUAAUAACCAAUCUUUAUUAUUCUUACUAUUUGAUACUUUAAAGGAUACCAUAUUAACUAUAAUACCGAAUUGGAAAUAUGAUAUUCAAUCAUAUGCUGUCAUAUUACAACAGUAUUUAGAUCCAACUUUACUAGUACAAGAAAUUUAUGCUGGUGCAUUUGAUGCAGUGGAUUUUGCCACAUGUUUAACAAAUAUUCUUAGACAAAUUUGUGCACCAAUAAGAGAUCCAUUUUUGGAAACCAUUGAAGAAACUUUUAAAAUGGCACAUGUAUCAAAUUCUGUAUCAAAAUUUAUUGAUGCAUUAAAAUUAACUUUCCAUACACUAGAAUUAAUGAAAUUAGAUAUUGCCAAUCAUGAAUUAAAAUUACUAAGACCAACAUUAUUGGAAAAUACCAUUGAAUUUGAAAAACAAUACUUUACUGUUCUUUUUGAAAAUGAAGAUCCUCAUUUAACAUCAUCCUUAGCAUGGUUUCAAGAUGCAAUACUAAAAUUAGAUCCACCAGUGAAAAUAACAUUUGGCAAUAUAAGGGCCAAAUUUAUCUAUAGAGCUUUUAUUAGAUGUACCAUUAACCUUCUAUCAUGUUGUCAAAUUGUGGAAAAAUUCCCAGGUGCAUUAUAUUUUGAUCAUUCAAGAUUAAUGUCAUUACGUGUUGAUGUAAGACAUUUAAUUUGUCAUUACAUUUGUAAAUUACUUUAUAAACUAAUGAUCUCCAAAGAUGAAAAUUUAAAUGAUAAAUUAAAGGAAAAUUUAUUAUCAAAGAAUAAUAUGGAUAAAUUAAUGAAUGAAUUGGAAAUAAUUAUUACGGAUCAAUAUGGUCAUUCUAAAUGGACAAAGAACACAUCUUGGAUUGCAACACAUAUUUGUAAGACAAUAAGAGACCAACAAACAGUAAAUCCACCUUUGUCAUCAUCCUCAUCAUCCUCAUCUUCUUCUUCUGAUUGUCUCAGAGAAGAGGAUGUUCAAUUUGCUAAUUCAUGGCUAACGACCCAAUUUGAUCCUGCAAGUAAGAUUUACACAAUUUUAGAAAAGAAAUUAUUCGACAGUUUGGAAUUGGAAAUAUUCAAAAGAUCUCAAUGUGACGACUAUGGAUCCAUAGUAGACGAUUUUCUUUACAGUUUCAAUGAAGAACCAGAAGAUGGUAAGAUUACAAAGAUAAUAAUGGAUCCACGUAACGUGAUUUUUGAAACUUUUGAAAAGAAACAGUAUGAAAAGGUCCUUGCAUACGUCCAAGCCAUUGCUAACUUCCAAUGGAGUGUAUUUGGGACCCAAUACUUCUUAGCAGCCAGAGGUACCUGCCUAAUGAAUCAAUGA
Molecule: messenger RNA, 2235 nt
Organism: Naumovozyma castellii
Lineage: Eukaryota; Fungi; Ascomycota; Saccharomycetes; Saccharomycetales; Saccharomycetaceae
Product: TCP11 family protein
Exons: 1
Coding region: 1-2235 (744 amino acids)
Source: RefSeq, a predicted model, not a curated record